AUGUUCUCCAAGAUCUCUAUCUUCUUCACAGUCCUUGCACUGUUGAUCCAAAUCACAGUCGCUACUCCACCCGCCUGUGUUAUCCAGGCCCCAGUCUGGAAAAUCCCCGACGAUGUCAAGGACAUCUGCGCCAAUGGCAGCGCUGUCGAGCAGACCCUCGUUAGUGACUGUGGCAACAAGUUCAACGCUGCCACGAGCGCCUUCUCCAGUAUCUGCUCUGGUGUCGGUGUCACCAUCUCCGCUUGGAGUGCCGCCUCAUCGCCCACUACUCCUGCCAGCUCGCCCGCUGUGAUUAUUGCCGGCGCUUCCACUAUCUUGCCUACCAGCGAUGUCAAGACUGACUCCACUUCGAUCUCGGUCCCUGCUUCGGCCUCAGGCGCCGAUUCAAUCGUCAAGUCUACCGACUCAGCUGUCAAGUCCACUGAUAUUGCUGUCACCACUGCCACUGGCAUUCUCACUGAAACCAGCACUGUCACCAGCACUCAGGGUGCCGACUCAUCAGCCACUUCAUCGGGUUCGGUCUCUACUGGAGCUGCCGAACACGUCGAGAAGGGCGGAUUGGUGAUGGGCGUCAUGGCCGCUGCUGGUCUCGUUAUGGCUCUGUGA
Molecule: messenger RNA, 606 nt
Organism: Aureobasidium vineae
Lineage: Eukaryota; Fungi; Ascomycota; Dothideomycetes; Dothideales; Saccotheciaceae
Source: the annotation of a GenBank genome assembly